AUAUAUACAGCCUCUAUUAUUAAUACAAGACCCAGAAGAAGCAUUUUCAUUUCUUCAUUCUUCUAUAUUUCACUGGUGAUCACAAAUUGUUUCUCACGAGUUUUUCCUAUCGAUCCAUCAACAAUACAUUAAACUUCUCAUCAACCCCUUAACUAAUGGCUGAUCAUCAGAAAAUCCAUCCGGUAGCCCAUGAUGUUGAAGCACCUCCAGCACCGACCGCCCCAUUGGUGCCGCGAGGCGCGUCCAAAUCCGACCAAGGUGAUCCGGCUGUGGUUCGGCAGGGGCACUACCCUCCCUUUCAACGCACCAUCCCUGUGAUGCAUUCAAAACCACCAAAGAGGAGAAGCUGUUGCUGCAAGUGCCUGUGUUGGACAAUAAGUCUGCUAUUGCUGCUAGUGAUUCUCAUUGGUGCUACUGUUGGAAUCCUAUUCCUUGUGUUCCGGCCAAAGCUUCCCAAGUUCUCUGUGGACAAGUUGGAGAUAACCCAAUUCAAUCUCAACAAUAGCGAUGACACCUUAAAUGCCACUUUUGAUGUCACAAUUACUGCAACAAAUCCAAACAAGAAGAUUGGGAUAUACUAUGAGGGUGGGAGUCAGAUAAGUGGGUGGUACCAAAACACACAACUAUGCGAAGGUGCUUUGCCAAAAUUCUACCAGGGCCACAAGAACACCACAGUGCUUGAUCUGGCCUUGACGGGACAAACUCAGAACGCGACCGGCUUGAUCAACGCGUUGUCACAGCAGCGGCAAGAGACAGGCAAUAUUCCGCUCGGUCUUAAGGUUAAUCAGCCGGUGAAGAUUAAGCUUGGGAGCUUGAAGCUCUUUACGGUCAAGUUCAGGGUUAGGUGCACGCUUAUAGUUGAUGAUCUAGCUGCUAAUAAUCAAAUUACUAUAAGUAGUAGUAGCUGUAAGUUCAGGCUUAGGCUGUAAAUCUUAUACUAUGUUAGUAUAUCUCUGCAUUUGAUGCUUGAUUGUAUUUUUUUAAUUUUUUACCUACUGGGUUUUCCCAGUUAGAAGUGCGGGAUUAGAUUUAGGUUCAUAAGUCCCCCAUGUUAUUUUUAUACACUGCUAUAUGUCCUUUGUAUUCUAUUCAGGCAUUAUACUUCAUAUUAUUUGUUGAGCAUAGUACUAUUCAUAUGUA
This is a messenger RNA of Quercus robur (English oak), 1140 nucleotides long. Its product is annotated as NDR1/HIN1-like protein 6. Gene Ontology annotation, cellular component: plasma membrane. NCBI's taxonomy places the organism in Eukaryota, Viridiplantae, Streptophyta, Magnoliopsida, Fagales, Fagaceae. The coding region runs from base 156 to 929 and encodes 257 amino acids. The record is from RefSeq and is a predicted model, not a curated record. The transcript has a single exon.